ACCGCUGAGCGGAUGAUGCAGCGCUGUACUUCUCUGCUCUCAGCUCUUUUGCCUCCUUCUCGUCUGGACUCCGUGAAGACGAGGCGAUCGACAGUCCUGUGUCCAACUGGAGCGUAAUCUAUUUUUUACCUACAAUUUAAUCGUACUUUUGUAGUUUUCUAUUCCGUAAAAUAUCUGUUUAACUGUCGCUUUGCCCUUGCCGACGAGGUUAAAUUGUACAAGUGCGGCUAAUCUGUGUCUAGACUUGGAUUUUCCUCUCCUUAACCUUUAAAUAAACUCAACCAACCAUGCUGGAGUCUAUAAACGUAACAGAAUGCCUCCACUGGCCUAAGGUGGAACUGUCCAAGAAAUCCAUCCUCAGUGACAAGGUGGUGAGUCCGAGCCAAGUUUAUCUGGACAAGUUCCCCGCGGAUGUUCUCAAAGACCUCCUGACCCUCCGCUCUAGCAGCUACAAUGUCCUGCUCCAGGCCGAAGAUGCAGACAAGAAAAAUCCCAAACGCUCGCCACAUAAAAAGCGAAAAGCAGUGAAACAAAGUUUGUCGAUGAACAAGAAAAAACAUCCAGCUUCUAGAAAGAGUCAAGAAUCUAGCAAAGCCAUUCAAAAUAACUAUAUUUUUUCAAGCAGUACCUCCAGUCUACACCGGCCUAGCAAAAGUAUGUCUGUAGUGGGGAGUACUUUGGGUCUGAUUCCGCGUUCAUCGUAUCUCAGGAAAGCUUACAUUCCCAGUCUACCUUCUACCAAGCUUCCCUACCUGAACAAGCCGGUGAAGCUGGAGGAGUCGGAGAAUUCCAGACGGCUGUGCAUCCUGGCUGCGAUCAAGCCGACCAACGUGGAGCAGGAGAAGACCAAGUUUUUCAAGUCCGACUUCACCUACAACCCGCAGUUUGAAUACAGUAACCCGCUACCUCCGCUUGUGCUGGCGAAACAUGGAACUGCAUCGGAUCGCUUUCUGACACAGGCAGUGCACAUCAUGGAGGUGGCCCUGCAGAGAUAUGGCAGCUAUGAGCGCUUCGAGCAGGUGACAGGAGGCAGUCUGCUGAGCAAGAGCCGCAUCUGGACCAGUGUCAAGAAGUACAUGGAGAAGGAGGGCUGUGUGGGAGAGAUCGUGGUGCAGGUGACAGAUAACCUCCUCUCCAGAGCCUCCAUGACUGUAGUGAACAGCAGGCCCACUCUCACCAUCAACACAGCCACAGCCAGGGAGCACUGGCUGGAGGGGAUGCUCCGACACGAAAUCGGCACUCAUUACUUCCGUGGCCUAAACAACUUGCACCAGCCGUGGAGCACGAGCAUAGGGCGCCGGAGGCACAACCUGAAGCCCUUGAACCCCACAGAGGAGGGUCUGGCCAGUAUCCACAGUGUGCUCUACAGAAGGGACCCAACCCUCUGGAGAGCCGCCUUGCUCUACUACACCGUGUACCAGGCCAGCAGCAUGUCCUUCUGCCAGCUCUUCCACUGCCUGGGACGCUUCCUCCAGGAUCCCCACACCCGCUGGGACUACUGUGUGAGAGCCAAGAGGGGCCAGACGGACACUGCACUGUCAGGUUGCUUCAGUAAGGACCAGGUGUAUCUGGAUGGCAUCUUGAAGAUCCUACGAUACAGAGACAAGAUCAACUUUCCUCUCCUCAUGUCGCUGGGAAAGGUGGCCUUUGAGGACGUGGACAGACUCAAACCUCUGGCUCAGAUGGACAACAUUCGGAUUCCCCACUUCAUGCAGGACCAGUCCAAGUAUCAGGAACAGCUGACCAAGAUCAUGGCGGUCAACCAGCUCACAGACGAAGAACUCAGGACCAUUAUCUAAGCAACAAGCAAAUUAAACCACGCACACUCUGCCAAUGGGUAGAGACAUUUAGUGCAUGUUAGUAAAAUAGUAGUGGUUAUGAAGUCUAUGUGUCAAAUUAUGAAUAGGACCACUUCAGCGUUGAUACCUCAUUCGUGGUAGAUUAAAUCGUGUUUGUGCCAACUAUAACAGGACAGAAAUCGAGUUUGAAAUGACAUCACAAACUGUUAAAUAUUGCUAAAAUGUAGAUGUUUUUUCUUCUAUACCUGGUUCAUGGCUCAUUGAAAGAUGCUCCUGGAAUGUUCCACCGUAGAUAUUUAGUACUAUGUUUAUUAAGAAAAAUACCUUGAGAUCUGACCUGUAACUAGCCCCGCUGAUGUCACCUGUGUAACAUUCUAGGUAAAGCAAAGUAAUAACAUCUCCAUGGCGACAAACAGAUGACAGACUGUCCACCAGAAAAGUUACAUAGCGUAUCUUUAAAAAGACCCAUUGCGCUUGUGUCUGCUAUAUAGUUAUAAUCUACUUGCGCAUCAUUGUUAUAAUUUGAACAUUUUAAAUCACAAUAUUCAUCAAGAAACGACUUGAUAAACCAAAGACGUCCGCUGACUUCUGCUUUGGAAAACGUCGAUGCUCAAUGGGAGCUGACGUCGCCGCAAACGCCGUCGCAACAAAGAGUCAGCACCUCUGAUGGAUAACUGCAGAUCACGCUAGCAAGCACCAGAUUUUUCUUUUCAUUUGUACCAAAAAUGACUACGCAAUGCUGCUGAGUCCUAAUUGGAGAACGAAGAAAUAUCAUAUAAUAAUAAUACCAAAUAAUUGUUAGUGGCUAUUCCCAUGGUAUUCUGCAGUUUGAAAGCAACAUAUGUUUGUUUUUCAGUAGAAUGUGUAAUAUUCUAGGUUACCCGCUUCAUGGCACUGUCUGAUCAAUAUUGUCAUGCCCUUAAGCUGUUAUAGAUUUAGUCAACAUUACCAUUUUGAGAGGCUGAGAGGGAUGAUGUUUUUGCUGCUGUGUUAAAGAGAGGGUCAAGGCAGUGUGAAGAGAGGGAGAGAGUGCAUUUAUACGAGUCAUUACUUUAUGUUGCCAUAACCAAUGCAGCAUCGAUCAGUAUCAUUACCAAAUAUUUCUCUUUGUAAUCCAAAAUAGAAUAGGUUUUGAAGUUUUAUUCCAUUAGAAUUCCAUCAGAAAAUGAUCCUGUCUUGUGAUAAAUCCAAUAUUGAAACAUAGAUUAAAAUAUUAACCUUACCUAUAGGACCAAGUGCACUUACCUACUUUCACUACAGUGGACACUCUUGCACUACAAUGUAAUCAUGAUAAUUACUUGCCUUUAGCCUUUAGCAAAAUGGCAAUGAUUUAAUACAGCUGGACAAUGUUUGCAAUAAUUGUAGACUUUAGUACUGUGAAGUCGAUGGACACUGAUAUAAAGCCUAGUUUAAAUAUUGCACUUUCUUACCCUGUUUAUGAUAUUCAAGUUGCACUGAUGACCUGGGCAUUAUUUGAUUAUAGAAUAUAUGUCACCGAUUGUUAAAACAGUGGUAUUUCUAUGUGAUGUUAUGUUUAAAUAAAAUAAAAACAUGCAAAAUGUG
Molecule: messenger RNA, 3362 nt
Organism: Periophthalmus magnuspinnatus
Lineage: Eukaryota; Metazoa; Chordata; Actinopteri; Gobiiformes; Gobiidae
Gene: matcap2
Product: microtubule associated tyrosine carboxypeptidase 2
Exons: 7
Coding region: 288-1799 (503 amino acids)
Source: RefSeq, a predicted model, not a curated record